Messenger RNA from Pleuronectes platessa (European plaice), 5687 nucleotides. RefSeq names its product solute carrier family 6 member 8 (gene slc6a8). Gene Ontology annotation, cellular component: membrane. NCBI's taxonomy places the organism in Eukaryota, Metazoa, Chordata, Actinopteri, Pleuronectiformes, Pleuronectidae. Bases 726 to 2711 code for a protein of 661 amino acids. The record is from RefSeq and is a predicted model, not a curated record. The transcript has 13 exons. Gene Ontology annotation, biological process: sodium ion transmembrane transport.
CCGCCCUCCGCCGGGACUGAAGCCGCUCGCAGUGAGUAGCAGGACGGUGUCCUCUCCGUCCUCUCCGUCCCUCCGGCCUCUGUCUCCUCCGUGACUCUCUGUUCUGAUGCGAUUCUUCAGACUCACAUUCAAGUGUUUCGUGGAUUGUUUUUGAAGGUCGUCGCCUGAGUGUCGGUGUAACAGCCGUUAUCUUUAUUUUCAACGUUUUAUUGUCAUUUCACCUGCGAGACGGGAGAGAAACCUUCGUCUUUACUGUGAGAACCUUUGAUUUUUGUGUUUUUCUACUUUGAAUCUGAAGAAUCGAUCAAUAAAGCAUCAGACUCGGGCUCCACUUGAUAUUAUUCAUAUCACCAGUGCAGCAGAGACUCUGACCAAACUGAAUUUACAUUCAAACAGAAGAACUGUGUGAAAGUGAAGCAGGUUCUUCUCUGGUUUGAAACUGGGACUGAAGGAAGAAUCGAAGUGAUCCUUCACUGAAGAGACCAGCAAACAUCCACCAGGAUUAACAGCUGAGAGGAGCCGAGGUGUUUCUGUGGACUGCUCCUUUACUGACAGGACAGAACUUCACAGGAGAUCAAGGGGAUCAAGUAUACACCUGGUUCCUCUCGGUUCCCUCCUGGUUUGUGGACUAGUCUGUGUCCUGGUCCCUGAGUAAGUCCUGCCUGGUUCCUGCCUGGUUCCUGCCUGGUUCCUGCCUGGUUCCUAACUGGUUCCUGCUCUGAGGGAUGGAGAAGCAGACCCUUCCAGCCUCCUCCUGCUCACUGGUUCUCCUGGAGGAGACCAAAAAGAGCCCCCUUCUUAUGUCCAAUGGUGGCGGUCACCCCCCUGCGGCAGCUGCUAACGUCAGCCUCGUGGAAGGUCCUGGAGAAGGUGGCGGUGGAGCUUGUGUUGGUCUGGACAAGAAAGGAGGCGUGGUCACGAGGCCUCAGCCGGGAUACCCUGAGCGUGAAACAUGGACACGGCAGAUGGACUUCAUCAUGUCCUGCGUUGGAUUCGCUGUGGGACUCGGCAACGUGUGGAGGUUCCCGUACCUGUGCUACAAGAACGGAGGAGGCGUCUUCCUGAUCCCCUACAUGCUCAUCGUGUUUGUCGGUGGAAUCCCCAUCUUCUUCCUGGAGAUCGCUCUGGGACAGUUCAUGAAGGCCGGCAGCAUCAACGUGUGGAACAUCGCUCCGCUCUUUAAAGGUCUCGGGUACGCCUCCAUGGUGAUCGUGUUUUUCUGUAACACCUACUACAUCAUGGUGUUGACCUGGGGCUUCUACUACCUGAUCAAGUCUUUUAACUCCGUCCUCCCGUGGUCCACCUGUGACAACGUAUGGAACACGCCCAGCUGCAUCGAGGCCUUUCAUCAUCAGCAAUGCAGAAACAGCAGCCUGGCCAACAUCACCAUCGCCAACAACAUGACCUGUGACGACCUGGCCAACUCGAGGUCGCCCGUCAUCGAGUUCUGGGAGAACAAGGUGCUGAACAUCUCGCCGGGUCUGGAUGUUCCUGGGAGCUUCCACUGGGAGCUCAUGCUGUGUCUGAUGUUCGUCUGGGUUCUUGUUUACUUCUGCGUCUGGAAAGGAGUCAAAUCCACCGGGAAGAUUGUGUACGUCACAGCGACCUUCCCCUACGUGGUCCUCGUCAUCCUGCUGGUCAGAGGUGUCACUCUACCCGGAGCCUACGACGGCAUCAUGUACUACAUCAAACCUGAUUGGUCCAAACUGCGGGAGGCUCAGGUGUGGAUAGACGCCGGGACUCAGAUCUUCUUCUCCUACGCCAUCGGACUGGGAGCUCUGACAGCGCUGGGCAGCUACAACCGCUUCAACAACGACUGCUACAAAGACGCCUUCGUCUUGGCUCUGAUCAACAGUGGAACCAGUUUCUUCGCUGGUUUCGUCGUGUUUUCUAUUCUGGGCUUCAUGGCCAAUGAGCAGGGAGUCGAUAUCUCACAGGUCGCUGAGUCAGGUCCGGGCCUGGCGUUCAUUGCGUAUCCGAAGGCCGUCAGUCUGAUGCCGGUGGCUCCGCUCUGGGCGGCGCUCUUCUUCUUCAUGCUGCUGCUGCUGGGGCUGGACAGUCAGUUCGUCGGGGUCGAGGGUUUCGUCACUGGGAUCCUGGAUCUGUUCCCCGGACACCACAACCAUAAAUACAAGAGGGAGAUCUCUGUGGCGAUCUGCUGUUUACUGUGCUUCAUCAUUGAUCUCUCCAUGGUGACGCAGGGAGGGAUGUACGUCUUCCAGUUGUUUGACUACUACUCGGCCAGUGGAAUGACUCUGUUGUGGCAAGCAUUCUGGGAAUGCAUAAUAGUUGCCUGGGUCUACGGUGCUGACCGCUUCAUGGACGAUGUGGCUCGUAUGAUUGGCUACCGUCCUUUCCCCUGGAUGAAGUGGUGCUGGUCCUUCAUCACUCCAUGUGUCUGCCUGGCCAUCUUCGUGUUCCACCUGUUCAACUACAAACCUCUGACCUACAACAACGUGUACGUGUACCCGUGGUGGGGCGAGGUGAUUGGCUGGUGUAUGGCCUUGUCCUCCAUGCUCUGCAUCCCCGUCAGUGUCCUGUACAAACUGUUCAGAGCAAAGGGAACAUUCAAAGAGCGCUGGGCCCACCUGACCACUCCGGUGUGGGGGGGCCAUCACCUGGAGUACAUGGCCCCCGACGUCAGAGACCUGACGCUGAUCUCCCCCGGCACCGACGACAACAAGGUCAUCAUCUUUGAGAGCGUCAUGUAGUCUGGGCUCCACCAAUCACAGAGCUCCAUCUCCAUCCAUCCCACCGAGCACCUGGACCUCAGAGAUCAUCAGCUGAUCAGAGCUUCAUCUGCUUCUCGAUAGGAAAACAUCUGUCCCUCAACCAGAAGGUCUUCUCACUGAGGGCGUCAGGUCCAGCUUCUUCUCUCCUGGAUUAAUGGAUUCAAUGGAAACUUGUGUUGAUGGGGUUGUGCAAACACACACCUACCUACCUGUUAGAGGGCCAUUACACACACACACACACACACACACACACACACACACACACACACACAGACCUGUUAGACAGCCAUUAUACACAGACACACACUCUCUCACACACCUUUGACCUCUGUGUGUGUCGAGGCCAUUUGUUGAGACAGAAUUUUAGACAAACAGACUGAGCCCCAGAAAAGAACCGAGGUCGUUUGCGUCGUAACAGGAAUUAAAACGUUCGGUCCUUCAGUCACGUGAUGAAACCAUGAGACGUGGUCACUUCCUGUUAAGACUCAUUUAUUCUGACUUUAUGUCCGAUGAGAGAAACCCCCCACAGACUUCAAUGCAUCCUUUACGCUGCCAUGGUUUGUGAGCAGUACAUCCACUAGAGGGCAGCGUUUCUGAAAACAACAAAAAGCCGUCGCAAUGUAAACGUCGACUCCAAUUCACCACUCAAAUUUCUUCCUGCUGGUCAUCUUGCUUCAACCAUCGGUUACACUGCCCCCAACGACUCCCUGUGGUACUGCUUCAGUUUGAUUCGUAAUGAACGCACAGUACAGACAGGAAGCCCCCCCCGUUCUCACUGUACUUAUCCAAAGUUGAGACUAAAUGAGCCUUAACAGGUCAAAUAAAAACUAAAGGUUUCCACCCUCAUUAACAUUCCUGUUACGGGGUAACCAUCGGUCCCUGAACUCACCACGCUGCCAGGAAGCUGAGCUCAAUGAGCCCGGAACGCAUCAUCAGACUGAUCCUGGUUCUGCUUUAGUCCUGAGUUUUACUUUGACCUUUAACCUUUGACGUCUUUGAGUCUGUCAGCACUUUAUUUGACACUUUGAUUGUUCUGAAUUCUGAGGUUCAGGGUUUCUGUUCUGUUCUCAAGUUCAAUACUGUGAAUCACCAGCUCCGACUACCGAUCCCAGAUCAGUCCUGACUGCUGGGCAGCGUGUGACUCUUUGACCGUUGACCUCUGACCUGUCGCUCAGAGGCAGAUCCUGAAUCAGAGGGAAGGUUCCAGUGAGGAUUCAGUCGUUGUGUUUGCUGAUGAGAAAGUUAAAUUCAUCUCAAUUCGAGCUCAACAUUGUUUUUAGAUCCGGAAACUUUCAACCAACAGAGACGACAAAUCUAAUAAAUGCAAUAAUCAAUAAUCACUUCAUUGAGAGAAAAGGCCGAACAUUAGUUCAACUUCUUCAUCAUUCUGAUUAUUUUCUCACAUUUUACAGAUCGAUGAUAUUUGAUCAACAGACGUUGUGUAAACUACAAAACAUCACAGACUGAAUCUCACUGGAUCUGACCUUUGACCCCCCCCCCACCCCUAUUUUUCGGUCGACUGAAGUGCCAAACGAAACGAUUCGCGCUCGACGCUGCCAAGAAUCAUCUCUGCCUCGUCUCCUCAGUCUCGUGAACGCUGAGCUCCGCCCUCGUCACAAACGGAAGCCGUCAGUAAAACGUUGAUCGGAAAGUGUUCACGCAAACCACGCAUCGCACUCAGGGGAGAUUCAGUUUCUCUCUCACGCUGACACGUCGCUGGAAGAGAGAAACGUCAUCACGCAAACUGGUCGAUUUACCUGAGCGGAUUUUUAAACAUCAUUUUUCACUCAUUACGAACAAGUGAAAAGAAAAAUUUGCUACAAUGUUGAAAAUCGGUUUUAGCGUCUGUGGUUAGCCUCACUGGAGAGCGACUCUCGCGUUCCCCCUCCGUCCAAUCAGCUGCUGGCGAGAGGAGAGGCGGGGCCUCAACGUGAUGCCGAGCGUUGCCUUACGUCGUUGUCUUAAAUCUCGAGCCGAACGCUUGACGAGCCAAACCCGGAGCCCUGCAGGACAUCCUGUGUACUGCUCCGGCUCACAUCCGACCAAUCAGCAGUCUGCACGGGCGUGUCUACAACUCUGUCUCCUAGCAACCAGUCACCUUCCACGUGUCACAGGGAACGAUCGGAAUCUAAGACGAAGCAAAACUACAUGCAACUGCACAUUGUUAUAAAAUAAUGUUGCCAGCACUUUUAAAUAGAUUUGUGUUAGAGAUUAUGUUUUGUUUUACAUAUUGUAAAAAAUAAAUCAGAGAUUUAUUUUGUGGAGGCUUUUAUUUUGCUGAUACAUAAACUCUGACAAAUAUAUAUAUUGAAUAUCUUUGUGUGUAUCUAUAUUUGCUGCAGUAUGUAAAUGUGAUGACUGUGAAGAGGAUUUCUGAUUGUUCACGUUGAGCCAGCGAACACGAGCAGCGAGCUUCAGGCUCCUCACUCCUCACGAUCAGGAGGGAACCUGUUUGAGCUUUUUAGGAAAAUGUUUUGUCAGCAGGGGGCGACGGUGGAAAGUGUUUCUGGAAACGUCUCCCGCCUCGUCCUGUUUCGUGUCGCAGCUUUAAAGGUUCUCAAACAUCGAGGAAAAUUAAAUAAACUGAAAACCUGCAGGAAGCAAAAAAAAAAAAACUUCAGACGAAAUGAAACGUGGAAGUUGAACGUGUCACAUGUUUGUGCGUCUGUGGUGAUGACAACCACGCAUGUUGUCACAGAGAGGCCUUGAAGUUGUGUCUCGCUGGCUGAGGUGAACAAGCAGCGAGGGGCGGGGCUUAUAUUUGGCGAGUUUGCUGCGAUGCAGUGAUGUUAAAGCUUCGAGGCUUCGUGCUGAACACACGACGAAAGGGAAUUUACUUUUCAUUUACUUUUCUGAUUUCUAAUUCUCAAAGUGCUUAAGUGUUUGAUGAGUUUGAGCUUUAGAGGAUUUUAGUUAUUUUUUUUCUGUGUUUUAUUUUGUUGAAUAUCAGUGUUC